This is a messenger RNA of Hyposmocoma kahamanoa, 1158 nucleotides long. RefSeq lists its product as uncharacterized. Bases 1 to 1158 code for a protein of 385 amino acids. NCBI's taxonomy places the organism in Eukaryota, Metazoa, Arthropoda, Insecta, Lepidoptera, Cosmopterigidae. The record is from RefSeq and is a predicted model, not a curated record. Gene Ontology annotation, molecular function: nucleic acid binding. Gene Ontology annotation, biological process: DNA integration. The transcript has a single exon.
AUGUGGGGGCACAGAGUGAUUAUUCCAAGCGCGUGCCGGGAGCGAGUCCUAAAGGAGCUACACGAUUCCCACAUGGGCAUGGUGAAGACGAAGGCGUUGGCGCGCAGCUAUGUAUGGUGGCCCGGCCUGGACGAGGCGGUGGAGAGGGUGUGCCGCGCCUGCGAAGUGUGCGCCGCAGUGGCCGCCGCACCGCCGCGCCACGUGCCCUGCCCGUGGCCAUAUCCUAGUCGUCCUUGGUCUAGAGUACAUGUCGAUUUUUUGGGGCCUAUUUCGGGAACAAAAUAUCUAGUACUUGUUGACGCUUACUCCAAAUGGAUAGAGGUGACGAGCAUGUCUACCACUACAGCUAAAGCUGUCCUGAGUAAGCUGCGAGAACAUUUUGCGAGGUUCGGUUUACCCAAGCAGAUCGUUAGUGAUAACGGUCCGCCGUUUGCGAGUGAGGAGUUGCAGGCAUUUUGUAAACAAAAUGGUAUUGAACAACUCUUUUCGGCACCUUAUCACCCCGCCUCUAAUGGCCUUGCUGAAAAUGCAGUGAAGCUGUGCAAGAGGGUUAUUAAGAAAGCUAUAGUUCAAGUUGUCAACGUAGACGCUGCCCUAAGCAGAUUCCUACUUGUGUAUCGCAACACUCCUCACAACACUACAGGGGAUAGUCCGGCCCAGGUAUUAUUAGGUAGGCCGGUACGUACCCGACUCGAUUGUCUUAAGCCAGACCGAGAAAAACGGGUAAAUUCUUUCCAACGACAGCAUCAAGCUACUGCAGACGGAAAACCUCGAUCGUUUAAUGUAGACGAACUAGUUUGGUUUAAAUUAUUUAACACCUCAGGUCCUAAUACUUGGGGGAAAGGAAAAAUGUUGGAACGAAUGGGGGAGACUGAUUAUAGGAUAGAAACGUUAACAGGUAUAAUGCAUCGGCAUAUAGAUCAAUUAAGGAAACGUGAUUCAAGUGGUGAGGGAAUUGCACAACGUAAGAAUACGCGUAUUUAUCCACCGAGUUGUUUACCCGUAGCAGAAGCUACAGAGCAUGCGUCGAGCUCGAGGUCGGGGGAGAGGGAAGGCACUAGCGACGACAACAUCGCGCGCCCGGCGCCGGUUCCGAACCAACCCGCGGAGCAGGCGCAGCCUGGCUCGCCCGCCACUGAACGCGUGCGGCCCGAGUAA